AUGUCUGAUCAAGACGCUCAUCCAAAAGAAUACAUUGAAUUGAGAAAUACCUACAAAUACUACAUAGAUUCAUAUAUUGCAUUGUACCAGCUAAAAACGGAAAAAAGUGAUGAAUUAAAUAAGAUUUACAAAAUGAUCAAAGCAGAAUUGAUUGAUUCAAAGAAACAUCUCCCCGAAAAUGUAAUAAAAGACAUUUUAAAUAUCAUUCCAUAUAAUAAUCGCUAUGCAAAGUCAUAUUUAUUUCUUGCCAAACUCUUAUAUGAUGAAUAUCAUAUAGAAAAUGUCAACAAAGUUGAAGAUAUUUCAAACUUUCUGUUUUAUAAAGAAUAUGGAAUUAAAUUAGACAAGUCUGUUGAUUUUGAAGAUAUUUAUUUAGGAAAACUCGAUAUUCAUACAGAAAAUACGAUCUACAGAGCAAUUAUGCAUAAUGACUUAAUAAAGUUCAUCAGCUUUAUUGAAACUAAAAGAUUUAAUAAAUAUAAAAAACUUAACAGCAGAUUAUAUCCAUUUUCUAUGCAUGGAUAUUCAUUACUUGAAUUAUGUUGUUACCAUGGAGCUGUUGAUUGUUUCAAGUUCUUAAGAACCAAAUUUAAAUCAAAUAUAACUGAAACAUGUCUAGAACUUUCAUUUUUAGGAAGAAAUCAAGAGAUCAUGAGUGAAUGCUUGAAAUAUCAAAAGCCAAAUAAAGAUUGCAUGAUAUAUGCAAUUAUUUCACACAACAUUGAUUUUGUUACUUUCUUGAUGAAUGAAUACAAAAUAAAGAUCGAUUUAGAAAAUUGUGGAAUUUACAAUAAUCUUGAAUCCUAUUUAGUUUAUUUCGAUCAAACUCAUUCUAUUAAUUAUUGUUUAAUUAAUUCGGGAAUAUUUGCUAUCCCAUCUCUUUGCGAAUAUUUCCUAUCAAAUGGUGCAAGUAUCAAUAAAAAGUAUAUUCAUGGAUUUACCGCUCUUCAUUAUGCAGCAAAAAAUAAUUAUAAAGAAAUGACGGAAUGUCUUCUCUCACAUGGUAUAAAAAUCAAUGAAAAAAAUUAUGAUGGAUUUACCGCACUUCAUUAUGCAGCAAAAUACAAUAGUGAAGAAAUAGCUGAACUUCUUCUUUCAUAUGGUGCAAAUGUCGAUGAAAAAGAUAAUAUUGGAUAUACAGCACUUCAUUAUGCAGCAAAAUUCAAUAGUAAAGAAACUGCCGAAGUUCUUCUUUUAUAUGGUGCAGAUAUCGAUGAAAAAGAUAAUAGAGGAUGUACCCCACUUCAUUAUGCAGCAAAAUGUAACGGUAAAGAAACAGCAGAAAUUCUUCUUUCAUAUGGUGCAAAUAUUGAAGAAAAAAAUCAAUUUGAAGAAACUCCUCUUCAUAUUGCAGCAGACCAUAAUUAUAAAGAAAUGGCGGAACUUCUUCUUUCAUAUGGUGCAAAUAUUGAAGAAAAAAAUCAAUUUGAAGAAACUCCUCUUCAUAUUGCAGCAGAACAUGAUUAUAAAGAAAUGGUUGAACUUCUUCUUUCACAUAAUGCAAAUAUCAAUGAAAAAGAUAAUAUCGGAAGUACUGUUCUUCAUUAUACAGCAACGAAUAAUUGCAAAGAAAUAGCUGGACUUCUUCUUUCACAUGGUGCAAAUAUCAAUGAAAAAGAUAAUGAUGGGUUUAAUGCACUUCAUUAUGCAGCAAAAUAUAAUAGUAAAAUAACAGCUGAAUUUCUUCUUUCACAUGGUGCAAAUAUCGAUGAAAAAGAUAACAUCGGAAGAACUGCUCUUCAUUAUGCAGCAAUAAAUAAUAGUUAA
Molecule: messenger RNA, 1767 nt
Organism: Trichomonas vaginalis G3
Lineage: Eukaryota; Parabasalia; Trichomonadida; Trichomonadidae
Product: ankyrin repeat and SOCS box-containing protein 4 family
Exons: 1
Coding region: 1-1767 (588 amino acids)
Molecular function (GO): protein binding
Source: RefSeq, a predicted model, not a curated record